Messenger RNA from Prunus armeniaca (apricot), 192 nucleotides. The record is from the annotation of a GenBank genome assembly. NCBI's taxonomy places the organism in Eukaryota, Viridiplantae, Streptophyta, Magnoliopsida, Rosales, Rosaceae.
AUGGAUGCUUACUCCGGCUAUAAUCAAAUUAUGAUGUACGAUGAUGACAAGGCGAAGACCUCUUUCAUCAUCGAAAGAGGGACCUACUGCUACAAGGUCAUGCCCUUUGGGCUAAAGAACGCCGGAGCAACCUACCAAAGGCUCGUGAAUAAAAUUUUCAAGGAGCAGAUCGGCAGAACCAUGGAGGUGUAA